Messenger RNA from Sesamum indicum (sesame), 3079 nucleotides. The record is from RefSeq and is a predicted model, not a curated record. Lineage: Eukaryota; Viridiplantae; Streptophyta; Magnoliopsida; Lamiales; Pedaliaceae.
AAAAUUGAAACACCCGAAAGUGUGAGAGAGAGAGAGAGAGAGAGAGAGAGAGAGAGCUGAUUCAAAGUUCCCUUCUCUCUGUUCUAUUUUUCUUUUCCAAGAAAAAAAGAAAAGAAAAAAAAAGAAGAAACCCCUAAACCCAAUCGUCUCUCCGCUCUAAUUUCAGCACAGGGCUUUGAAUUUCUUCCUCUCUUUUUUUUUUCCCCUUUGUAUUGAUUUUUUUCGAAUAUUUUUGGUGUUUUGAUUUCUUGUUUUCAGUUGGGAUUGAGGUUUUGUGGAAAUGAGUAGCAAAAGAGAAGAGGAGAGAAACGAGAAGAUUAUAAGGGGUCUUAUGAAGCUCCCUCCCAAUCGACGAUGCAUCAACUGCAACAGCUUGGGCCCUCAAUAUGUGUGCACGAACUUUUGGACGUUUGUUUGUACUACAUGCAGUGGAAUACAUCGUGAGUUCACACAUCGUGUUAAGUCGGUUUCCAUGGCUAAGUUUACUUUCCAAGAAGUAGAUGCUCUUCAAAAAGGUGGUAACCAGCGUGCAAGGGAGUUAUUUUUGAAGGCCUGGGAUCUGCAAAGGAAUAGACUUCCAGAUAAUAGCAACGUUGAUAAAGUUCGUGAGUUCAUAAAGAAUGUCUAUGUAGAUAAAAAAUAUUCUGUGCAGAAGUCAUCUGAUAAACCUCCAAGAGAUCCACAGAGCUUAAGAAGCCAUGAAGAUGAGACGAGGCGAGCAAGCUCAUAUCAUUCUUAUUCUCAAAGUCCGCCAUAUGAUUUUCAGUAUGAAGAACGACGAUACGGGAAACAUGGACCUACACUCACUAGACCUGGUUCAGAUCGAGGAUUUUAUGAGGGAAAGCUCGCUAGUUUUUUAAGUCCCACUCAUUUAAAUGACGAGAAGUUUGCAAAUGAGGGAUCUUAUCCCAGAAUCUCAGAUUAUUCUGUUUCUGGUGGAGGUGAUCCUUUCAGAUCUGAUGUUUUAUCACCCAGCUCUUGGAAAGAGAGUGGAAGCCCCUUUAGUGAAACUUCAAGAGAUAUCUCGGGUGAAGUUCCACAGGUUGAUUCAUUUCAACGUAAUUCAGAUGAAAAUAGCAGAAGUAAUGGGGGAAGAAUACGGCAUCCCCAGAGAACUGCAUCUUCAGGAAGCUUUGGAUCAUUUGACAGCAGUUCCAUGUCUUUCAGAUCAGUAAAUUCUCUGGGCUUGCCUGAAGUUGGUUCUGAACCUGCUCAAUCUGCUGUGAUUUCCCAUGAAAAGUCUUCAUCUUUCCAAUCUCUACCACAAUCUUCAGGUUCCAUGACCUUUGAUGGCUUGGACCUCUUCAGCGCACCUUUUGCACCACAAAAUGGCACUGUUACAUCUCCAACUGGUAGUAAUUCUCAAUUGCCUCAGUCAUCGUUGGCUGAAUCUGUUAAUGUAGUCCAACAAUCUCCUAUUUCUUCAGUCCCACUAUUCACUGAGCAACAAUCAUCACAAAUCCCAGAACCUUUGCCACUAGACUUGUUUGUGGCCCUGUCUCAGCAACAUUCGGCUGUAUCUUCUCAUGGAAAGGCUUCUGAUGCCGUAAUCCCAAACAGUGGAGGAUGGGCAACAUUUGAUAUGCCUUUGAAUGUGUUGCCUAUGGGUACAGAAACUGCUUCCGCUGCUGCAGUGCCAUCUUCUAAUGGAAAUAACUUAGGAAACUUAAAUCCAUUUUCAAUUGAUCAGAAUUCUUCCUAUGAAGGUCCUACUGGUCAUGAACCUCCUUCAUCAAUGCAUACUUUUGGGCAUGAAAAUUCACAAAAUAUUGAAGCCACUAUAAAUAACACGCACUUCUGGAACGCAUUUGAUGAUUCUGCUGGAGGACAACCCAUCCAGGAUGUGCUAAAAAUUAAUGGACAGACCGCAGUGCACUGUACUUCUGAUGCUGAUAAAUCUCUUGGUUCUGGUGUAUAUGAGGCUAAUGAUGGCACUGUAAGAACUGCAGAUGUGGCUGAACCUCCAUCAUCUAGCUUAUCAUCAGAUUUCAGUAUGGCACUGAAUGAUUUCCCCAUGGUUGCUGCAGUGGCUGGCACACACCCAUUUGCAAUUGAUAAUAAGCCUACCAAUCCAUUUGAUCUGCCCUUUGAUCCGGACAUGGAAUCCAGCAAUAUGGGACCUGGUUUUCUGUAGGGGAAGUGGGAGUGUACUAACUUGUCUCAUAUGUUUUCUGCUUGGUGCAUGGCCUAAUUGAGGCACACCACAGGUUUUCCAAUUAUUAAUCAGCCUAAUGCUGACAAUAAACAUCAAUCUUGAUCAAUUUUUUCUUUUCAAAUUUAGUUAAAUCAUUAUCUAUUUAAAACAGUGAACUGGUUUAGAUGCUUUUCCAAGAUCUGUGUGGCCAACAUAGAUUGUGCCUUUUACAAUUUGCUUCUCAAAAGAUGAGCAUGUGCCUCACGUACUCAAUCUGCUAUUAUAUUGCAGUUUAUGCAGCCUGAUCUAAUAAUUUAAACUGCCCCAAACAUGCCUAUUAACAAGUCAACAUUUUUACAUGCCUAUUCAACAUGCAUGCACAUCUUUUCACAUACUGUUCUAUGUAAUAUAUUUUAUUUUGCGUAUUAACAAUUCAACAUUUUUUUAUUCUUGAACAAUGUUUGCUUAAUUAGCUAGCUAGGAUUUAUAGCAUUUGGUGCUUAUACAAAUUACUUUAAUGUUGUUACCUGAUUCCUAUUAUGGUUUGGUGUCUUCACGAGAAGCUUAACUAUAAUGUGCUAGUGAUUUACUCUGUAUGCAUAUAUUAGUGUCAUGUGCACUGGUAGAUCUGUAUAUGACAACUGGUGGGAAUAUAAUUUUGAAGUGUCAAGUAAAUGAAUGGUACAUCCAGUAUUUGUAAUCAAGUGGGGUCUAUGAAACUUUAUUUUCCUGAUUAAAUAUUAAAAUAAAUCAUUAUCCAAAACCGUACAUAAGAUAACUUUGUAUUUACAAAGUAAAGCAACUGCUGGUAGAAUUCAUAUGUUAAGAAGUGUUACAUGCAGCAUGCUACUGUAGAUUGGGAUUUCUGUAAGAUGAAAGGGAUCACAACGAUGUUCUUUAUUCUUUUAUUAGUGCAUUAUGAGUGCUGUGAGUAGAGGAAGCUUG